AUGAUGAGAUCACACUUAAUCAUGGAAGCUUCAAUAACUACAGGUGUCUGCAAUGGUGACCCCGCUGAUGACUUGAAAAUGCAAAAUAGAACAAUAAUUACAAAGAUGGAAGAAGUUGAAAUUUUUAUCAAAAGUUGGGAAAUUGAGAAAUCUUUUGAUGUAACAACAAGAAGACCCAUUAGAAACUGCACAGAAGAUAAUUGUACAUAUUGUAUGGAACUCUUACAAAAGUGGGUUUUUGCCCCUUGUCACAAAAAAGUCUCACCACAAGAUUUUUGUGAAAAAAUGUGGGUUAACAAUACCUAUUUUGAGAAUUAUGAAUGUGAUGCACUUUCUGCAUAUGUAGCACUAUGCAACAAGCAUAAUAUCUGCAUUAAGUGGAGGACACCAGAUUACUGUUGGCUUGCUUGCCCUGAUGGGAAGGAAUAUCAACCUUGUGUCCAACCCUGUGAUGCUAAAACAUGCCUAAAUAAAUGGUUUUAUGAAGAAUCAUCAUGUUCCUAUUUAAGAGAAGACUGUGUUUGCAAAAAGGGGACCAUUCUUCAUAGAACAGACUCUGACCUUUGCAUUCCAGAAGAAAAAUGUGUCUGUACAGAUAACGAAGGGCAUCCUCACUCUGUUGGGGAGAGUUGGAUUGGCUCCAAUAAAGGAUGCUGCAUGUACAAGUGCAUGGAGAAUGGGAACAUUAUUGAUACAGAGGCUGGAUGUGAUAAGCAGCCAUCUCCAAUGUGUGAUAGAGAAGCUGAAGUGAUUGUCAGUGUAAUUGAAGAACAAACUUGCUGUCCAAAAAAUAUCUGUGAGUGCAACAUGACUUUAUGUAGCCCUAUUAUCCCGGUAUGCAAAAGAACUGAGAAGCUAACAGUCAGAUAUACUCCUUUCUCCUGCUGUCCUCAAUACCAGUGUGAAUGUGAUAGGUCAGCAUGUCCCAAUGUUACUCGUCCAGAAUGCCGAGAAGAUCAGUUUAUUGUAGAAGUCAAAUUGGAUGAUACUUGCUGUUUCUCCUACUUGUGUGUCUGUGAAUCUUGCAUUGAACCUAUUCCAGAAUGCAAUGAAGAAGAACUUCUUGCAGUAGAUCUUAGUACUGCACAUUACUGUUGUCCUCAUUAUCACUGUGUAUGUGAAGAGAAUCUGUGUCCUUCACCUUUUCUGAAUUGCUCUGCUGAUAUGAAACUGAUUAAAAAAAGAGUUCUUGGACAGUGUUGCCCAGACUGGAAUUGCGAAUGUGAUUGUGAGAAUGGUACUGUACCAAGCUGUAAGUUGGGUGAAGUUCAGAAAAUAAGUGCUAAUGCUUCUACGGCAUGUGGAUGUCCACAUUACAUUUGUGAAAAAGAAAAUGUCUGUAUAUUCCAAGAAGUCACUGUACUGAACCCAGGUCAGACAUUGAUUCAAUAUUUGGAUGGAGAACUUUGUUAUACGGCAAAGUGUUUACAAGAAAGAGACCCUAACACUGGAUUUCACACUAUGAAUCUGGCAAUAGUUAAUUGUUCCCAAAAAUGUGAAUCACAUCAAGUACACAGCCCAUCUGAUGGUCAACAUUCUUGUUGUGGUUCCUGCAUAAAUAUCUCAUGUCCUUUUUAUACUGACAAUGGAACUCUUGAGAUUUAUGAAGAAGGAAGCACAUGGGACUCAAACUGCACUAAAUAUGAAUGUGCAAAGAUUGGUGUGGAGACAGUGGUGCUUGGCUCCAGUGUGUUUUGCCCACCCUUUAAUGAGACUGAAUGUGUAAAGAAUGGAGGCUCUGUGCAAACCUACCACAAUGGCUGCUGCAAGACCUGUAAAAGAGAUGAAAGAAUUUGCCAGAAAAUAAUGGUCAGAACUACUGUAAGAAAAGAAGACUGCGUAAGCCAAAGUCCUAUAAGUGUGGCUUCUUGUGAUGGAAAGUGCCCCUCUGCUACAAUUUUUAAUGUCAACAUCGAUAGCCAUUUAAGGUUCUGCAAAUGCUGCCGUGAAAAUGGAGUCCAGAAUCGAACUGUGCCACUUUACUGCUCUGGAAAUGGCACUGAAAUUCUGUAUGUUAUGCAGGAACCUACAGACUGUUCAUGCCAGUGGAAUUAAAAAUGUUGUGAUUAUGUACAAACCAAGUU
Thamnophis sirtalis is the source of this 2084-nucleotide messenger RNA. The record is from RefSeq and is a predicted model, not a curated record. Lineage: Eukaryota; Metazoa; Chordata; Lepidosauria; Squamata; Natricidae.